AUUGUCAGGUGACACUCAUAUGAUCCAUCGUACAACAAGCCAAAGCAAAGCAGAAGCAGGCAAAUGAUUGUGGGUAUCUGUGUACCAAGCAAGUCCCAAACAGUCAAUGAACAGCCAAACAACGACCAUCCAACUUCUUUCGUUUCCCCGUCUCGUCGACGUGGUAUAUGUCUGUCUAUAUAUCCCCACAAGAGGCCCCUUUGCUUCAAAGAAAAGUUACAAGACUGUGCUGCGCAGCACCAGCGCCAGCACCAACUCAUCGAUCGAUCUCCCUCUCCAAUGCCGUCUUUCAUCGACGGCCCCACUUUCCGGUCGCUGCUCCGGCCGUCCACCAAUGGGCGCCGGACGACGACAAAGAUCUCCGACAGCGGCGGAGGCGGCGGCGGCGGAGGCAGCAGCAGCGGCGGCGGGAUCUUCAAGAUAUUCAAGCUCAUGCCCAUGCUCUCGUCCGGCUGCAAGAUGGUGGCGCUGCUCGGCAAGCACAACAGCCGUGCGCUGCUGGCGGACCACGCCACGACGGUGACGCUGUUCGGCCACCGCCGCGGCCGCGUGAGCCUGGCGAUCCACGAGGACACCCGCGCGCCGCCGCUGUUCCUCAUCGAGCUGCCCAUGCUGACGAGCGCGCUGCACCGGGAGAUCUCGUCGGGGACCGUCAAGCUGGCGCUCGAGAGCGACACCCGCAGCGCCCGGCGCCGGCUCGUGGAGGAGUACGUCUGGGCCGUCUACUGCAACGGACGCAAGGCCGGGUACGCCAUCCGGAGGAAGGAUGCCUCCGACGACGAGCGCCACGUGCUGCGCCUGCUGCGCGGCGUGUCCAUGGGCGCCGGCGUGCUCCCGGCGGCCCCCGAGAAGGAAGGCGGCGUGCCCGCGGGGCCUGACGGCGAGCUCACGUACGUGCGCGCCCGCGUCGAGCGCGUCGUCGGUUCCAAGGACUCGGAGGCCUUCUACAUGAUCAACCCCGAGGAGGGUGGAAACGGCGGCGACAAUAAUAAUGGUGCCGGAGGAGGCGGCGGCGCGCCGGAGCUGAGCAUUUUCCUAAAAAUGGUGCCUAUCAUCCUAGAAGAUGGCAGAAUUCAUAUGAGCAGUGAUGGAAGAGCUGUCGAUUAGCUGCGGCAUCAACACAGCAUGGCGGAUGCACGCCCCUUGGGCAGGAUCUGGUCCUCGAAAAUUAAGUUGAUUCGUAUUCAGUGGGGCUGCUUCGUCUUCCGAUCAAGAUGGGCAACCAAUACAUAGGGUUUAGUGUAGUGUAGUCCAUAUGGGCCACAAUGAUCUGUCCGCAUUGAUACAAUAAUUUCUAUGAAUUAAUGCUUUGAUUCUUUUUUCUUUCUGCUAUAAAUUUUGUUAGACCUCCACUCCCUUUUCUUUCGAAAAAGAGAAGACUUUUACUCGUAUAUCAUUAUAAAAGAUGGUAUUAGCCUACA
Messenger RNA from Sorghum bicolor (sorghum), 1421 nucleotides. RefSeq lists its product as uncharacterized. Bases 64 to 1107 code for a protein of 347 amino acids. The record is from RefSeq and is a predicted model, not a curated record. Gene Ontology annotation, biological process: hydrotropism. The transcript is spliced from 2 exons. Lineage: Eukaryota; Viridiplantae; Streptophyta; Magnoliopsida; Poales; Poaceae.